AUGGCUGACUUCCCAAACCAUCCGUUCCUCCUUUCUGUGGAGGAUACGGUCAAAGCUCUUGACACCGAUCUGGACAAAGGUCUAACCUCAGCUCAGGUAACUGAGCUGCAAGAAAAGUACCCCAAGAAUGAGCUGGACGUGGGUGGUUCCAUCCCCUGGUACAGCAUUCUGACCAAACAAGUUCUCAAUGCCAUGAUUAUUGUACUAGCAUUUGCCAUGGCCCUGAGCUUUGGGAUCAGAGACUUCAUUGAAGGCGGAGUGCUCGCCUUUGUCAUUUUUCUCAAUGUCGCCAUUGGCUUUUGGCAGGAGUACCGCGCUGAAAAGCGUAUGGAUGCGCUUCGUGCCUUGUCCUCACCCAGUGCCAUGGUUCUUCGAGACGGUAAAACGCAAGUAGUCGCCAACCCCGACGUGGUGCCUGGUGAUGUCGUCCUCCUCAAGAUGGGCGAUACUGUCCCAGCAGAUCUCCGAGUCUUUGAGGCCAUGAACCUCGCUUGCGAGGAGGGCCAGCUCACUGGCGAAUCAAUUCCUGUCGAGAAAAUCGCCGAGAGCAACAUCACGGUCCCAGGGACUGAGAAGCUUGCCGUCUCUGAGCAAGAAGUCGGUAUUGGCGAUCGAGUGAACAUGGCUUAUGCCACAACCAUUGUCGUUAAAGGUAGAGGACGCGGGAUUGUCACCGCGGUUGGCAUGGCUACUGAAGUCGGCAAAAUUGCUGCUUCUACCGCCAAGAAGCACCGCAAGGCAGGCCGAUCAAUGAAUUGGCGCAAGUACGGAAAGAAACAGCCUGUCGUGGGCUUCGCUAGGCGUACUUAUGACCUUGUUGGUAAGUUUCUGGGCUUGACCGAAGGUACUCCAUUGCAGCGGAAGCUCUCUGCGCUAGCCUACGUCCUUUUUGGUUGCGCUAUUAUACUCGCCAUGGUGGUAUUUGGGGUCAACCAUUUCAACCUGAGAAACGAGGUUAUCAUCUACGCCACGUCUCUUGGAAUUGCCAUUAUCCCCGAAUCUCUGGUUGCCGUCCUAACCAUCACCAUGGUGGUAGCCGUCACUGUCAUGAGGAAAGCCAAUGUUGUCGUUCGUGAUCUUUCCGCUCUGGAAGCCCUCGGUGGAGUCACCAACAUUUGCUCCGACAAGACAGGCACCUUGACCGAGGGAGCUAUGAUUGUCCGCAAAGUUUGGAUUCCUCCUUCUAACGAAUAUACUGUCCGCGAUGCCCAGAAUCCGAAUGAUCCGACAAAGGGACGUGUCACUUGUUCUCAGAGUAAGCAAGAGACGGACACAGAUAAAGAAGAAGUCAACCGUGACUAUGACCGGGAACGCAGUGCCGCCGUUCUCAAAUUCGAUGUUCCUGAGGAGAAGCUGAAUACCAAGGCCCCCAAGAAGGACCCCGAGCCCGAACCAGAGACGGAAAUGACGGACCAACUUGAGGCUUUCCUUUUAUCCGCCGCCCUCUGCAAUCUGGCAACUGUCAGGUACGACGACGAGGAGGGAAAGUGGCAGACUACCGGCGAGCCCACCGAAGUUGCUCUUCAAGUGUUCGCCCAUCGAUUCCAAAGGGGCAAGAAGACUCUCGAAGGCAGUGGCUGGAAGCAACUUGCCGAGUUCUCUUUUGACAGUUCCAUUAAGCGCAUGUCCGUCAUUUACGAUGGGCCCGAGGGCAAAAGUGGCCCUCUGAUUGAAGCAGAGCAGAGCGUCGUCUUCACCAAGGGUGCUGUGGAGCGGAUUUUGGACCUGUGCUCUCACGUUGGUACUGGCGCCGAAAAGCACCUAAUAAACGACGAGAUUAGGGAGAAGGUGCUUGAUCAAAUGAGCUCUCUCGCUUCUCAAGGCCAGCGAGUACUCGCCAUUGCCUACCGCCCAUGGGAUGGUCGGUUCGUGGCCAAGAAGUCGUCCUCGGCCGCAGAGGAUGAGGAACUCCGGAGCGUCGUGGAAAGGGACCUCAUUCUUCUCGGACUCGCUGGUAUCUACGAUCCACCACGCCGCGAGACAAAGGCUUCCAUUGGAGAGUGUUCGCAAGCCGGCAUCAAGGUUCAUAUGCUUACUGGGGAUCAUCCCGAAACAGCCAAGGCCAUUGCCAAGGAAGUGGGCAUCAUCCCAAAAAACCUCGGGGUCCUUCCCGAGAAGGUUGCUCAAUCCAUUGUCCAGAAGGCGACGGAUUUUGACAAGAUGACGGACGCGGAAAUUGAUGCGCUGGAGGAGUUGCCCCUUGUUGUUGCUCGUUGCGCUCCUGACACCAAGACUCGCAUGAUUGAGGCUCUCAGGCGGCGUGGCGCUUUCAUGGCCAUGACGGGCGACGGCGUGAACGAUGCCCCCUCGCUGUCUCGUGCUGACGUUGGCAUCGCCAUGGGUUCUGGUUCAGACGUGGCCAAGUCUGCGUCCAAGAUUGUGCUUACGGAUGACAAGUUCAACUCGAUUGUCGCUGCCAUCCGGGAGGGACGUCGCAUGUUUGAUAACAUUCAGAAAUUUGUGCUGCACUUGCUCACCUCCAACGUGGGCGAGGUGAUUCUUUUGAUUGCUGGCCUCGGCUUUGUCGACCAGUCUGGCUUCUCCGUCUUCCCCGUCUCACCGCUGCAGAUUAUCUGGAUCAACAUGGUCACGUCUUCGUUCCCUGCCUUUGGCUUGGGCCGAGAAGGUGCCGCACAGGACGUGAUGCGACAGCCGCCCCACGACAAAGGCCGGGGUGUUUUCACAAACCAGAUUGUCGUCGACAUGAUUGUUUACGGCAGCAUCAUGGGAGCCUGCACCAUGUGCACCUUCGCCAUCAUCAUUUACGGGGCAAACAAUGGAGACCUCGGAGAAAACUGCAACACGGAAUAUACCGAGGCGUGCGAUGCCGUGUUUCGAGCUCGCGCUGCUACGUUUGCGGAACUGACCUGGUUGAUUCUCAUCUCGGCAUGGGAGUUUAAGAGCUUGCGACGUUCCAUGUUUCAUCUGAAGCCAGAUGAUGACAGCCGCUUCCCCGUCUUUAGGGAUCUCCACUCGAACCGCUUUCUGUUCUGGUCCGUCAUUCUGGGUGGCCUGUCCGUGUUUCCCGUUGUUUACGUGCCGGUUCUGAACACCAAGUUCUUCAAGCACAAGGGAAUCUCAUGGGAGUGGGCAUUGUCCGCAGGGUUUACCAUGAUGUUCGUGGCCGGCGUCGAGUUGUGGAAGUUUAUCAAGAGAAGGUUCCGCUUGCUCGAGGGCGGCGCGGUGCAGCGAGGUGUCUGGGGCCAGGGAGGUUCCGACGACCAGGGUCCCAAGUUCCGCAAGACUUUGUCCAUGUCCAGCUUCAAGACUUGGGCAACUUUGUCACGCAAGGAUACCGGCGAUUCGACAUUGAAGUACAGCUCGUUUCAUGGAGGUCAGGGUGGUCCAGCGGGAGGAACUGAGCAGGCAUCAAAACAUGAAGAAGUCUAG
Molecule: messenger RNA, 3390 nt
Organism: Ustilaginoidea virens
Lineage: Eukaryota; Fungi; Ascomycota; Sordariomycetes; Hypocreales; Clavicipitaceae
Exons: 3
Coding region: 1-3390 (1129 amino acids)
Biological process (GO): intracellular calcium ion homeostasis; calcium ion transmembrane transport
Cellular component (GO): plasma membrane
Molecular function (GO): ATP binding; ATP hydrolysis activity; P-type calcium transporter activity
Source: RefSeq, a predicted model, not a curated record